UAUUAACAUCUUUGAGAACUAUCCGUGAUCAAUCGAGGGUUUCGAGAAGGAGAUUUUCCUGAAAUCAGUUGGCAUGAAUGAAACUAUAAUCAUUUGCGGCGAUUUUAAUGCGAAGUCUACACUACGGGUUGAUGAGCGUUGUGAUACCAGGGGUAGAUUCUUGAAAGGUGUUCUUUUGUGUGAAUAAUGGAGACCUAACCUUUAUUACACCGAACUCCAGAUCAUCAGUGAUUUGAUUUUUUGUAAUAACCUGUGCAAUAUAUCCAGCUUGAACGUGGACGAUAACUUGAAGGAUUUUGUGUCGAGAGUGGAUAAGGCAAGAGAAGCAGCAUCAAUUGAAACAUAGGAUAAUAAAAAUAUAUCCCGAAACGCUGGUGGAACGAGGAAUCGGCCAUGCUCUUUACUCUUUCUCUUCUUUACUCCGUAGGACAACAGAUGCAUACGAGAAAUUGAAAAAAGCAGAUGACGAGCUGAAAGAUCACAUUUUCAAAGGAAGAAGGAGAGUUUUAGGAGCUUGAUUGAUAAUUUAUCUAAUGAAAUAUAUAUAAAUUACCUUAACGUUUUAUUUGUGAAGAAUAGUAGGGAUGGAAUCGUUUAAAUGCAGUAUGAAUUGAAACCAUCACACAUUGGGGAAACAUUGCGUAAAGUGUGAUCGGGUGAGGGCCCUUAGAAGUAAUUUUAUACAAAAUCUCUAAAAUAUUUUAUGUAUGAUUACUUUUCUCGAAAACUGUAAGUAAAUGCAGCUUGGCAAAUUCAAAUGUAACUCGCCAAUAGUCACAAGCAAAUAUUGUAUUAAUUAAUAACGUUUCGCUAUAUAAUAAAUAAUAAAUAAAUUUAUUGAAAUAUCGAUAUUUAAUGGAUUUCGAAAUAUAUUUCUUACUGUUGACAUGGCAUCUGUAUUAUCGUAUUUCAUCGGUAUCAACAUUUAUCCACGACAAGGAACCUAAAUGCUCAUAUGAAAAUACUGUGAAUUUAACAAAUCAUCAUAAAUUUCAAAAUGGUUCAUUUUUGUAUCAAGGAAAAAUAAUACCACCGGAGAUAAUAGCUCUCUAUGAUUAUGCUGUAUUAUGGGGAACGAAUAAAUCGGUUCCGUUGCAUGUGAGAGGUUGCAUUUGUGAUAAAUAUCCUUGCAUUAGAUUGUGUUGUGAAAAGGAUGAAUAUUUCGAUGAAAUUACAAAAAAAUGUGAAAAACUAAGAAAGGAUAUAGUAAUGAUUUGGCAGUUACGAAUAGAAGGAGUUGUUGGCAAAUUUAAAGUUUCGGAUAUUCUAAAUGAAUUUGUGAUUGAAAUUGGUUUAUCCUGUUUGGAAACAAUGACAUUAAAUCUUAUUGCAGAUACCACGACAUUGUCUGAAACGGGAGUGUUACAAACGCCUUAUAAACGAUUCGAAAGUUUUGAAUUUUGUUAUUCGCCGCGUACGACAGAUAAUUCCAUUUAUACGUUAAAACCGUUUACUUGCCUCUUAAACGUUGAUAACCUCGAAAAGAAUAAACUAAGCAAAGGUACGUUUACACUGAUGAAAUUUCUAUCAACAUCAGAAAAUUUGAAAAUUAUCGAGGUAAAAGAUUUUAUAUCUAUUUUAUUUUUAAUUCCCACCAUAUUAUUGUAUUAUUUUCUAAAAGAAUUAAGAGAAAAUCUGAGUGGUAAACUAUAUUUCUAUUAUCUUUAUGCUAUAACACUGAGUAAUGUCACUUUUGCUCUUCUUAAUACAAUGUAUUUUCUCUGGAAUGGUAUAUGGAUCAUCAUAAUGGGUUUUACAGGUUUAGCUCUUCAGAUAAUUGCCAUUUCAUGGCUGUGUGUAUUCUCCUACGAUAUUUGGAAAAAUUGCAAAUCUAAAACGAUUUCUAAGCUGUUUACUAUAUACUACGUGUGCGUUGGCUUGAAUGUGAUUCUGGCAUCUGGUUUAAUAAUUCUUAAAAAAUUGUCUAAAAGUUAUCCUUUGGAAAGUGAAGAAAUUUUCGAUGAAGUAUUGUGGUGGAGAAAUCAAAGAUGGUCUUCACUUCAAAUUAUCAUUCCAACUGUUUUAAUACUAUUAUUCAAUUGUGUAAAAUUGAUCUAUAUAAUGGUAGUUAUCACAAACAGGCCUAACAGUGGGACACAAAAUAAAAAGAUUUUCAAAAAGAAUGUGAUUAUCUUCUUGCGUUUAUUCAUAAUAUUGGAUAUACCAUGGACCUUUAAAAUCUUAAAAUUUUCAAUUGCUGAUGCCGUUGAAGGGCUGAUGAUAUUUUUGGCGUCUGUUUUUAGAAAAAAGAUUUGGAUAUUACUGCAACAGAAUAUUAAAAAGAAUCGAAUACCGGAAGAGAAUGUUAUCAAUACAGAAGAACUUAUAGAAUAAUAUCAGUAUUUUUGUGUAAAAUAUUUUAAAUUAAUGUUUAUAUUUACCAUGAAUACAGUAGGUAAUAAAUAAAAA
This is a messenger RNA of Lucilia cuprina (Australian sheep blowfly), 2409 nucleotides long. Its product is annotated as probable G-protein coupled receptor Mth-like 3. Gene Ontology annotation, molecular function: G protein-coupled receptor activity. The record is from RefSeq and is a predicted model, not a curated record. The transcript has 7 exons. Bases 856 to 2334 code for a protein of 492 amino acids. Lineage: Eukaryota; Metazoa; Arthropoda; Insecta; Diptera; Calliphoridae.